Messenger RNA from Nyctereutes procyonoides (raccoon dog), 8618 nucleotides. RefSeq names its product coiled-coil and C2 domain containing 2A (gene CC2D2A). Lineage: Eukaryota; Metazoa; Chordata; Mammalia; Carnivora; Canidae. The record is from RefSeq and is a predicted model, not a curated record. Gene Ontology annotation, biological process: protein localization to ciliary transition zone; non-motile cilium assembly. The coding region runs from base 239 to 5134 and encodes 1631 amino acids. The transcript is spliced from 37 exons. Gene Ontology annotation, cellular component: ciliary transition zone.
GGGAGCAGCCCCGGAGCCGCCCCAACAUCCAGCCUUUUUGGAUUCUUUUAGAAGAUUCAACAGUAAGACUCUUCUCUCUCCACUUUCCUUUCGUCCCAGAAAGCGGAAUCUGCAAAGUGCUUUGUAAAGUUCCUUAAGGUAAUCCUGUCUUACCGGGAGCAGGGCUGCAGCAAUGGUGUCCUGCCUUCAGUGACCCGGCCUUGGAGCUCAACUCCCCUCGGCACCCCGAGCGGAUUUAAUGAAUUGUGCCGCCAUUGCAGCCAAAAUGAAUCCCAAGGAAGAAAAAGUAAAAAUAAUUACAGAGGAGUUCAACGAAAACAAUGAGGUCGCAGAGGUGGGCAGACAGAAGAAGACUUCAAAGGUUGCAAGACAAAAAAGAAAGAAACGGCUGCCCACCGCUGGCCCCGAGGAGAUGGUGUCUGAAAAUCCCCACCUGGGCGGCCAGCAGGAGCCCGUGCAGGAAGAUUCUGACACUCGCCCCCUGAGCAUGAUGAGCCGUCGAGGCCCACGGAGCUUACCUCCAAUUCCUUCAGCUUCCAGGACAGGCUUUGCAGAAUUUUCCAUGAGGGAACGCAUGAGGGAGAAAUUACAAGCUGCAAGGUCCAAAGCAGAAAGCACAUUGCUGCAGGAAAUCCCCACCACUCGGCCCAGGCGCUUACAAAGUCCCAGCAAGAAAGAAUUGGAGACUGAAUUUGGCACAGAGCCAGGUGAAAAGGUACAAAGGACUAAACAAGAAGACAAUUCCCAAAGCUACUCAAGAGUAAAGUUCCGUGAUUCUGCACAAAAAAUCAAGUCUAAACCCCCGGUUCCACCUGGCUUCCCUUCUGCCGAAGAAGCCUAUAACUUCUUCACUUUCAACUAUGAUCCUGAACCAGAGGAAUCAGAGGAAAAAUCACAAGCCAGAAAUAGAGAUGAAACUAACCAAGAGGAGGAGGAAGGAGAGGAAGAAGAGCCAACUGUGCAUGGAGAACACAAAACGGUAAUGCAGGAUGAGGAAGAGCUGCUUAGUGCUAAGGAUGCCGAGGAUUUUCUACUGGGCUUGGACCACGCAGCCGAGGAUUUUGUGGCAGUCAGACCUGCAGAUUACGAAAGCGUUCACGUUAGGCUGCAGAGGGAAAAAGAACUCCUGUUCGUACCCAGUAGACUGACAGUGCCCACGUAUAAAAAGCUUCCCGAGAAUGUGCAGCCCAGAUUUCUGGAAGACGAAGGCCUUUAUAUUGGAGCAAGACCAGAGGUGCCUCGCACCUGUCAGAACAUCGUGGAGAACAGGCUGCUGACGCAGGACCCCGGAAGAAAGUGGUUUGGAGAUGACGGGAGAAUCCUAGCACUGCCAAAUCCCACCAAGGGGUUUCCUUCAAGACCACCAAUGUUGACACAGGAACAAGACAUUAAGGCAGAACUUGAAACAUUGUAUAAAAAGGCCAUAAAAUAUGUCCAUAGAAGUCAGCACAUGAUUGGAUCUGGAGACACCCCUGGAAAUUUCCAACUGGACAUUGAUAUUUCAGGGUUAAUCUUCACUCAUCAUCCCUGUUUCAGCCGAGAGCAUGUUCUGGCAGCCAAGUUGGCUCAAUUAUAUGACCAGUACCUUGCAAGACACCAGAGAAACAAGGCAAAAUUCCUUACUGAUAAGCUCCAAGCUCUCAGAAUUGCAGUUCAGACAGGACUUAAUCCAGCAAAAACUCAUAAGUCUCUCGAUACAACCCAAAAAACCAUCAGUGAGUAUAAGUCUGAAAUUCGGCAAACAAGAAAAUUACGUGACGCUGAACAGGAGAAAGAUCGAACGUUGCUUAAAACCAUCAUAAAAGUUUGGAAGGAAAUGAAAUCCCUUCGAGAAUUUCAGAGGUUUACAAAUACACCCUUGAAACUUGUUUUGAGAAAGGAAAAAGUUGACCAGAAAGCAGACGAAGAAGCAUAUGAAGCAGAAAUUCAAGCGGAAAUAAGUGAGUUGUUGGAAGAGCACAUGGAAGAGCAUGAACAGAACAUGGAAGCAUACAGAGCCGCAUACCAGCAGUGGAAAGCCUGGAAGAAAGCCCAAAGGGCCAAGAAGAAGAAAAAGAAGCAAGCAGUCGAAGAACAACCCGAUGAGGAGAUGGAGGAGCCAUAUCCUGGGGAGGAACCUGUAAAACCGGUCCCCCCAGAACCCACCGAUCGGGCCCUGAUAGAGCAACAGGUGAGAGAGAGGGCAGCCCGGAGCAGAAGAAGGCCUGGGGAGCCCACACUGAUCCCAGAGCUGAGCCUGGCAGGGAGCGUCACACCCAAUGAACAGUGUCCCAGGGUGGAGGUCUUACGAAGGGAGGAUGUCAAGAAGCGCUCAGUAUAUCUAAAGGUGAUCUUCAAUGACAAGGAAGUGUCCAGGACCGACAGUCGGCCACUAGGGGCAGACUUCCGAGUUCACUUUGGACAGAUUUUCAAUUUGCAAAUAUUCAACUGGCCGGAGAGUUUAACAUUGCAGGUAUAUGAAACAGUUGGACACAGUGGUACCACUUUGCUAGCAGAAGUGUUUCUGCCUAUUCCUGAAACUACCAUUGUCACUGGAAGGGCUCCUAUUGAAGAAGUGGAAUUUAGCAGUAACCAGCAUGUAACACUGGACCACGAAGGAGUUGGAAGUGGAGUGCCCUUCUCAUUUGAAGCUGACGGUAGUAAUCAAUUGAUUCUAAUGACAUCGGGGAAAGUCUCCAACAGUGUGGCAUGGGCCAUUGGAGAAAAUGGGAUACCUUUAAUUCCUCCACUGUCACAGCAGAACAUCGGAUUUAGAAGUGCUUUGAAGAGGGCAGAUGCCAUCUCAUCUAUUGGCACGUCAGGACUGACAGACUUGAAAAAAUUGGCCAAAUGGGCAGCAGAGUCCAAGCUCGACCCAAACGACCCCAACAAUGCCCCCUUGAUGCAGCUAAUCUCGGUUGCUACCAGCGGUGAAUCCUAUGUCCCUGAUUUCUUUCGACUGGAACAGCUGCAACAAGAAUUUAACUUUGUCUCAGAUGAGGAAUUAAAUAGAUCCAAACGAUUCAGGCUUCUUUGUCUUAGAAGCCAAGAGGUGCCAGAAUUCCGAAAUUAUAAACAAAUUCCAGCAUAUGACCGAGAAAUUAUGGAAAAAGUAUUCCAGGACUAUGAAAAACGUUUACAAGACAGAAAUGUAAUUGAAACCAAGGAUCACAUAGAUACUCAUAGGGCCAUAGUAGCCAAGUACCUCCAACAGGUUAGAGAAUCAGUAAUAAAUCGUUUCCUGAUUGCAAAACACCAUUUUCUUCUUUCGGAUUUGAUAGUAGAAGAAGAAGUUCCUAAUAUCAGCAUUCUGGGGCUAAGCCUUUUCAAGCUGGCAGAACAAAAGCGACCACUAAGGCCAAGGAGAAAAGGUCGGAAGAAGGUGACGGCCCAAAACCUGUCCAAUGGAGACAUAAAGGUGUUGGUGAACAUUAUCCGGGCUUAUGACAUUCCCGUAAGGAAGCCAACAACAAGCAAAUUCCAGCAGCCUUCAAGAUCUUCAAGGACUUUCAGCGAGAAGCGUGCUGCUUCCCCAACCACACACAGCCCAACCCACAGUUCUGACUACCCCCUCGGCCAGGUUUUAGUACGUCCUUUUGUGGAAGUUUCUUUUCAACGAACGAUUUGCCACACAACAACAGCAGAAGGACCAAAUCCCAGCUGGAAUGAAGAACUUGAACUUCCUUUUAGGGCUCCCAAUGGGGAUUACAGCACAACAAGUUUGCAGUCAGUGAAAGAUGACGUGUUCAUUAACAUUUUCGAUGAAGUGCUGUACGACGUCCUAGAGGAUGACCGUGAAAGAGGAAGCGGAAUCCACACCCGUAUUGAGAGACACUGGUUGGGAAGCGUGAAAAUUCCAUUUAGCACAAUAUAUUUCCAAGCCAAGAUUGAUGGAACAUUUAAAAUAGACAUUCCCCCUGUUCUUCUGGGCUACAGCAAAGAGCGAAGCAUGAUUAUGGAGCGGGGUUUUGACUCUGUACGAAGCCUGAGCGAAGGCUCCUACAUCACCCUGUUCAUUACCAUCGAGCCUCAGCUGGUUCCCGGGGAGUUGGUUCGAGAAAAGUUUGAUUCUCAGGAAGAUGAGAAAUUGCUUCAAGCAACAGAGAAGUUUCAAACUGAAUGUGCCUUAAAGUUUCCACAUCGCCAGUGCCUCACAACAGUGACUGACAUAAGUGGAAAAACUGUAUUUGUCACUCGUUACCUGAAGCCUUUAAACCCUCCACAGGAGCUCCUGGAUGCCUGUCCCAACAAUCCUCAGGCAACGGCAGAACUGGUGGCUCGAUAUGUGUCAUUGAUUCCUUUCUUACCUGACACUGUUUCAUUUGCUGGCAUCUGUGACCUGUGGAGCACAUCUGAUCAAUUUCUGGAUCUCCUAGCAGGAGAUGAAGAAGAACAUGCAGUAUUACUAUGUAAUUAUUUUCUCUUUCUGGGAAAGAAGGCCUGGCUCAUGAUGGGCAAUGCUAUUCCUGAGGGUCCAACUGCCUAUGUGCUAACUCGGGAGCAAAGUCACUAUUUAAUAUGGAAUCCCUGCAGUGGACAUUUUUAUGGACAAUUUGAUACAUUCUGUCCCUUAAAAAGUGUGGGCUGUUUAAUUGGUCCUGAUAAUAUUUGGUUUAAUACUCAACGAUACGACUCCCCACUACGGAUAAAUUUUGAUGUCACCAAACCCAAGCUAUGGAAAUCUUUCUUUUCAAGAAGCCUUCCAUAUCCUGGCCUUUCCAGUAUUCAGCCAGAAGAACUAAUUUACCAGCGCAUAGACAAAGCGGCUGCAGCUGAGCUACAAGACAGGAUUGAAAAAAUACUGAAAGAAAAAAUCAUGGACUGGAGGCCACGCCAUCUGACUAGAUGGAACAGGUACUGUACCUCCGCGCUUCGACACUUCUUACCUGUGUUAGAAAGAAGUCGAGGAGAAGAUGUAGAAGAUGACCAUAGAGCAGAGCUGCUCAAACAGCUGGGAGACUACCGGUUCUCUGGAUUUCCCCUUCACAUGCCCUAUUCUGAACUGAAGCCUUUAAUUGAAGCAGUGUAUAGCACCGGAGUACAUAAUAUUGAUGUUCCUAAUGUUGAAUUUGCUUUAGCUGUAUAUAUCCACCCAUACCCCAAAAAUGUUUUGUCUGUCUGGAUUUAUGUUGCCUCCCUUAUACGCAACAGGUAAUUUUUUCAUUGUAUACUUUUUUUAUCAUGUAAAAACUGUAAGGUAUGAGGAUAUUUUUAAGUGAUCCUGAUCACAUAAAUUAUUUGUAAAUAAUGAAAUAAAACUAUCAUUUUCAAAAUAAGUUUAUAUUUAGUAGUCUGUCUUGUCUCUUGCCACUCUGACCCCACAUUCCAUUGAGGCUUCCCAGAGUUCCCCCUCACAGGUACCUCUGGGGGUCUUUAUACGCUUCCCAUCCCCCUCCAAGUCCUGAGUGGAGGGGGUGGGGAUGGCUGCUCUUGUCCAUAGGCUCUGGGUCUCCAGGGAGGCUAGGAGCUGCCCAGAGCCCAUCUCCUGGCCAGACCCAGCUGGUGGGAUGAGGGGUUGGCCCCUAUUCUGGUGCAGGUUUACAAGCUCUAUAAAGGUACAGUGCCUACCACUGGCCCCCCCUUCCCAUUCCCCCAAUAAAAAGCACAAGAUAGGGUCAGGCUGCCUCCAGAGUUGGGUGGGGACAGAGACAUCAGGCAGCCUGGGACGGAAAUGUAAAGGUGAAAAUAAAAGAUUUAUCAAGUUAUGACUGAUUGUGUCAUAAAAAAAAUAAAAAAAAAAAAAACGUGGGCACCCCACAUCUAUGCCUUUGUACUUACCUUCUACUUGGAAUGCCCUCCUUCUUUGCCUGUCCAACAGAAUACCCAUCAUACUUUUAAGACCCAGCAAAAUAACACAACUUCUCUGGGGGAAGCAGGAACAAUUUUGCAUUAUAGAAUUAACACCAAACAUCUCGUAAGACCUUAUCCUUUAGAAAUACUGAACAAACAUGCACAUGUACACAAAUGUGCCCAUAUAUAUCUCACACAAUCCUAUUGAAACAAUAUAGUAUUGGGAGGGGGGUAUGUUUAAACAUCCCCCAAAGGAAAGUCAUUUAAAAAACUAAGACAUUGCUAUGGACUAAAUGUUUGUGUCUCCCACAAAAUUCCUACCUUGAAACCCAAAUCCCUUAUGUAAUGGUAUUUGGAGAUGGGUCCUUUGGGAGGCAAUUCGGUAUGAGAGUGGAGGCCUGGUGUUGGGAUGAAUGCUACUGUAAAAAUACAGUAGAGAGCUUGCUUACUUUCUUCAGGCCAUGUGUGGAUACAAUGAGAAGACGGCCCUCUGCAAAUCAGAAAGCAAGCCCUCACCAGAAACCAGAUCUGCCAGCACCUUACCCCUGACUUCUCAGCAUCCAGAUAUAACAGAAGUCAAUGUUUGUUGUUUAAGCUACCCAGUGUAUAGUAUUCUGUUAUAGCAGCCCAAACAGAUUAAGACAAACACAGGUACUACCACACUAAGUCACUAAAAGGUAUUAAAUCUAUGUGCUGACAUGGAAAAAUGUACACAAAAUAGAAAUACAUAAAGCAGGGUUUCUUAACAGAGGCACUACUGACAUUCUGGGCCAAGUAAUUUUUUGCUAUGGAGGGCUGACCUGACCUGUUCAUUAGAGGAUGUUUAGCAGCAUCCUUGACCUCUACCCACUACAUGUCAUUUGCAUCCUUUCCCUCUGCCAAACUGUGAUGACCAAAAAUGUUUCCAUACAUUGUCUAUUGUCCUCUAGGGAUAAACUGACUCCAGCUGAGAACAUAGCUGGAAUACGAUCUCACUUAAAAAAACAAACAAAAAAAACCCAUAAAGCCAGAGGGACCAAAUUAGGCAAAAACUUUCACCUUUUACUUUAUUCCCUUAAGCCAUCCUCUAUCAGAUUAAAUUAUAAUUAGGGGUUGGCAUGCCUCUGAUACCUCAAUUAGGGACUCUUCAAGAGAGAGAGCUCAAGGACUGACCUGUAAGAGUCAUUACCAGGCAAUACCUCGUCAUUACAGAGUACCAUGCAUGGACAAGUUACUUAACCUUUCUGCUAUUUAUUUUCCCCAUAUACAGAAUCAAAAUGAUCACACUCCUUCCUUCCUCUCACAGUUUAAUAAAGUCAGUAUAUGUAAGUAUAAGGUACUUAGAACACUGCCCAGCACUGAGCACCUGAUGUCUGUCAGGCACCCCAAGGCAGUUCACGUAACUUGUGUUUUAUUCUAAGAAUGAAUAAUUCCAAUAACUCACUAAAUCAAUCACAAAUCCCACGACAAAUUUAAACAAAGUAUUUGGGGAGUUCCUGGGUGGCUCAGCGGUUUAGUGCCUCCCUUUGGUCCAGGGCGUGAUCCUGGAGUCCUGAGAUCAAGUUCCACAUCAGGUUCUCUUCAUGGAGCCUCCUUCUCCCUCUGCCUGUGUCUCUACCUUUCUCUCUCUCUCUCUCUCAUGAAUAAAUAAAAUCUUUAAAAAUAAAUAAAAUAAACCAAGUAUUUGUAGUGUUUCAUCAAAGACUAACUAUACCCUGAAGUUAGUGUAUCAAAAUUAAGUAUAAAUUAUGUCGUCUGUCUCCCCAUGCAACUAGAAGGAGAGGAAGAGUAGAGAGUAGUGAGUCUCCACAUGAUGAUGUGCAGUCAGUGUAGUCCAAGACUGCCAGGUCUUAUUUAAUGGUUUGCUAAUAUCAAGUAGCAUAGGACAAAGCAAAAAGGAGACACCUCAAUCACCUGGUACCCCUGAGGAAAUUAGCUGCUCAAAUUAAUUAAUUUAAAAGAGUAACAUUUAAGUCAACUCCUGAAACACUACUGAGUCAUUAUAAGAAUUUCUCGCCCCAAUAUAUUAUAGUGUUUUGUGACUACAGGGAGGAUAAACUUGAGUCCUCCCUCACCUGAUAACUCAGGGCCAGGAGUAUAGAUGAGUAAUUUUACUUACAAUUCAUGUAAAUACAGAUAAGAUAAAGCAUGGGGAUGGUUGGACUCACUCAGAAAAAUCCUUGUAGCUUGUUUUCUUGAAAUAGUCCCUGAUAUGAAUUUUUCAAAUACACUUUAUUGAACACUUAAGGAAACAAACACAGUAACUACAGGACAAUCAACCUUACAAAAUGAAACUUCAGACUGUAAGCGCUCCCUAAGCUUGUAUUUCCUUUCAAGUUCUGUAAGGAAAUCAAGAAAUCAUUCCUUCACAUCAGGUUCCCUGCAUGGAGCCUGCUUCUCCCUCCGCCUAUGUCUCUGCCUCUCUCUCUCUGUGUCUCUCGUGAAUAAAUAAAAUCUUUAAAAAAAAAAAAAAGGGAAAAAGAAAAAAUUAUUUCUUACUUUGUGCUUAGGCCAGACUUUUGAAGGAGAAGGCUAGGUGCCACAGUCCCACAAAAGGCAAGACUAUUUACACCUAAGAGGUACAAGCUCUGAAGGUAAGAUAGUCUGCUCACACAGCUGCCUUGUCCCACACACAAGAAACAUUUUCCAAGUGUCAAUUAUGACAGGAGGUACAACUUCAGGAGGGCCAUCCGAGAGCAGCCUCCACCCAACUCCAUCUCCCCUGGAGUGUUUAAUUAAAAUAUUAGUUGAGACUUAAAACGGGAUGGAGUCUCCUUGUUCAUAUUCUCAUCAGAUGAUUAUUUUUUCACCUUUAUUAUUAUUUUUUUUUAAUUUAUGAGAGAACAGAGAGAGAGGCAGAGACACAGGCA